Penicillium odoratum is the source of this 459-nucleotide messenger RNA. Its product is annotated as Nucleotide-binding alpha-beta plait. The coding region runs from base 1 to 459 and encodes 152 amino acids. Gene Ontology annotation, molecular function: RNA binding. The record is from RefSeq and is a predicted model, not a curated record. NCBI's taxonomy places the organism in Eukaryota, Fungi, Ascomycota, Eurotiomycetes, Eurotiales, Aspergillaceae. The transcript has 2 exons.
AUGAGUGAAAGCAACCGACUGAAGAGCACCGUUUAUGUCGGCGGCCUUGACCAGGCUGUCACAGCUCAUACCCUCGCAGAGGCAUUCGUGCCAUUUGGUGAGGUUUUCGACAUCUCCCUUCCCAAGCCAGAUCAACCGAACACUGGCGACGUUCACCGAGGCUUCGGAUAUGUGGAGUUCGACCUCCCGCAAGAUGCCAAAGAGGCAAUCGACAACAUGGAUGGCAGUGAUCUUUAUGGACGGACGAUCAAGGUCGCUGCAGCGAAGCCACAGAAGGAUGCCAACGAGGGCCUAGGCAGCAAAACUGCUAUUUGGGAACAGGAGGGCUAUCUGGCCAAACACGCCGUCAGUGAAGAAGACCGACAAGCAGCCGAGGAAGCCCGAGAAGCAGGCAAUCGGCCCCAGGACCCAAUGCAAGGAUUGGAACAGCUUGACGUCGCUGGGCCAAAGCCCGAAUGA